CUUGUGCCCGCGGGAGCGACAGCGCCACUUUCUGCUGGGAAAGCCGUGGUGUCAGCCGAGGAGAGCGUUAAAUCCAGGACUCUAGACCAACCCCCUUCUAUUUAUUAUUAUAUUUUUUUUUUUCCGACGACUUUUCAUGCUGGUUUUAAGGGGAUUAAAUCUGAUGCAAUCAAGGGGUCUAAGAAUAGCAUCGUCCACGUUCCCCGGCAUGUGCGAAGGGCUCAGAACGGCUUUUGCGGGUGUUCUGGCACAGGGGCAGCUGUGGCGGUGCUGCUUGGGCACCUGGUGUCCCCCCGGUUCAUGCCGUGGGACUCGCAUGUCGCCGAAGCCCCUUGACACUGGUGGGAGCAGAACUGGCAAAGUCUGAUCGGGGAGAGGCUGGGAACGCACAGCUCGAAUUUAAAUUGGUCUUGAAGCAUAGGGUGAAGGUUUCUCUUCACGGUGCAUGGACGGAAAGCCAAUGCGCAGGUGUACCAGCACUCGACCAGGAGAGACCGGAAUGGACGUGACCAGCCGUUGCACACUUGGAGAUCCCAACAAACUGCCAGAAGGCGUGCCACAGCCUGCUCGCAUGCCCUACAUCUCCGACAAGCACCCUCGACAGACUUUAGAAGUCAUCAAUCUUCUCCGGAAGCACCGGGAGUUAUGCGAUGUGGUCCUAGUAGUCGGCGCGAAGAAGAUCUAUGCCCACAGGGUGAUUCUGUCGGCCUGCAGCCCUUACUUCCGAGCCAUGUUCACCGGGGAGCUGGCAGAGAGCCGGCAGACAGAAGUUGUCAUCAGAGACAUCGACGAAAGGGCCAUGGAGCUGCUGAUUGACUUUGCGUACACAUCUCAGAUCACCGUGGAAGAGGGGAAUGUCCAGACCUUGUUGCCAGCUGCUUGCCUUCUCCAGCUGGCCGAGAUCCAGGAGGCCUGCUGCGAGUUCCUUAAGAGACAGUUGGACCCUUCCAAUUGCCUGGGCAUCCGAGCUUUUGCUGACACUCACUCGUGCCGGGAGCUGCUGAGGAUCGCUGACAAGUUCACACAGCACAACUUCCAGGAGGUAAUGGAGAGCGAGGAGUUCAUGCUGCUCCCUGCCAACCAGCUCAUAGACAUCAUAUCCAGUGAUGAGUUAAACGUUCGCAGCGAAGAGCAGGUGUUCAACGCGGUGAUGGCCUGGGUGAAAUACAGCAUUCAGGAGAGAAGACCCCAGCUGCCGCAGGUCCUGCAGCAUGUCCGUCUACCGCUGCUGAGUCCCAAGUUUCUUGUGGGUACAGUGGGUUCUGACCCACUUAUUAAGAGCGAUGAGGAAUGCCGGGAUCUAGUGGAUGAAGCUAAAAACUAUCUGCUGUUGCCCCAAGAGCGGCCGCUGAUGCAAGGGCCAAGAACUAGACCACGCAAACCCAUCCGCUGUGGAGAAGUGCUAUUUGCAGUGGGGGGCUGGUGUAGCGGGGAUGCAAUCUCCAGUGUCGAGCGCUACGACCCUCAAACCAACGAGUGGCGGAUGGUGGCUUCCAUGAGCAAAAGACGCUGUGGUGUUGGAGUCAGUGUUCUGGAUGAUCUCCUCUACGCUGUGGGGGGCCACGAUGGUUCCUCUUACCUUAACAGUGUAGAAAGGUAUGAUCCGAAAACCAAUCAGUGGAGCAGUGAUGUGGCCCCCACAAGCACCUGCAGGACCAGUGUUGGAGUAGCAGUUCUUGGGGGCUACCUCUAUGCUGUGGGUGGCCAGGAUGGUGUCUCAUGUCUCAACAUUGUGGAAAGAUAUGAUCCCAAAGAAAACAAAUGGACUCGUGUGGCUUCCAUGAGCACCAGGCGCUUGGGAGUUGCAGUGGCUGUGCUAGGGGGCUUCCUUUAUGCAGUGGGAGGCUCUGAUGGGACUUCUCCUCUCAAUACUGUGGAACGCUACAACCCCCAGGAGAACCGCUGGCACACGAUUGCACCCAUGGGGACGAGGAGGAAGCACCUGGGCUGCGCGGUGUACCAAGACAUGAUAUAUGCUGUGGGAGGCAGAGAUGAUACGACAGAGCUCAGUAGCGCUGAGAGAUACAACCCUCGAACCAACCAGUGGUCUCCUGUCGUGGCCAUGACAUCCCGCCGGAGCGGAGUUGGCCUCGCAGUGGUGAAUGGGCAGCUGAUGGCAGUGGGAGGCUUUGAUGGUACAACGUACUUGAAGACCAUCGAGGUGUUUGAUCCAGAUGCUAACACAUGGAGGUUGUACGGUGGGAUGAACUAUCGGCGACUGGGAGGAGGAGUAGGUGUUAUCAAAAUGACACACUGUGAAUCUCAUAUAUGCUGCGGUAUGAACGGUCUAGACCCAAUGUAACUCUUUGCCGGUGACUCUUUCUAUGGAAUUAUAAAAAUGACUUCUGUGAGAGUGUGCCCAAUGAGAGACCACGUUGUCAGACCCCAGGGAACCACUGGACAAAAGUAGAAGUGUGGCUUAUGUCCGUAUUUUUUCUAAAUAGUUGACAUUUUUUGAAUAAACCAAACUGUAAAAAUUACUGUAGCAUAAACAAUGCUGACGUAGAGACCACGUUCUAUACUGGGAGUCUGGCAAGGAGGAGGGUUUCCUGCUUUUCUUCCAGCUGUGUGAGCAGUGGAUGUGGCGAAAGAGGAAAGAGAUACAGAAAACAUUGCUUUUGCCUUAUUUACGGGGAGCUUCUAAAAAGUACUUGACCUGCAAGGUGCCACCUUUGCACAGGAGCUUUUCUGUGCGCAGAGUAUAUUUAUUUUUUCAUUUAAUUUGUAUCAUGUAUUUUCUUUGUAUUGCUCACAGCGAUAAUUCCAGCUUUUUAUAUACGUAUGUAUGUGUGCACAUAUAUGUGUAUUAUAUAUAUAUGUAUAUGUGCAUGUGCGAUGUGAGUUUUGACAAGUUGGUGGGUAGGGCAGCGGUAUGUCCUGCCAGCUGUUGUGGUUCCAACCCUUGUGGUAUGUUUUAGGGUCUCUCAGAGUACAGGUUGGGUGCCCUGAAUAUCUUUUCAGUCUUGCUGGAGGCAAGAAGUAGAACUGGAACUCUCAUCUAUCGACUGAAUCAGUGAGGUGCCCCAAAAAGGGUGAGAGUGAAAAGGAUUUCAAAUUAUUCAAGUGUAUGGUACAAAAGUUCAGCUUCCAUCUCUUCCUUCCCCCGUGUAUCAACCUAGAAACAACUAGUUGUUGCUUACUUCAAAAAACCUUUCUUUCACGGUGCCUGCUAGGUAUCAGUUCUUGUCUGAAGAGGGGACGUGGGUAUCGUCUGUUAAUUCUGACUAGUCUAAAUCAAAGCUCCUCAGGUUCUUGCUUGAUCGGCAGACCCGCAGUCAGCCCCUGCUCAACAAAGCUUUGACCAGCAUCACCUCAGCUGCCCUCUGGUCUGUGUCUUUAGAAUUCCUCUUGUGAAACGCUGACUGUGACGAGAUGGUACCUUCCCUUUUAGUGAUCUUUUUAUGCACUUUGCCUCUGUGUGUGUAGAGGAGGGAAAGGUAUAAGGCUGAUUCAAGAGUUUGGAGGGGAGGGACUGUUUGGCACUGUGAGUAACUGUCAUGUUUCAGUGACUCUGGAGGCACCCAGGGGUAGGGGGAGAGGAAAGAACAACUCUAGACUCAAAGGUUUCAAUAUGUUUUUACUGUAAUUUCUAUCUAGAAUGACUUUUUGCACCUGAUCCAACUUUGGACCUUACUAAAUCUGAUUAUAAAAGAGCAAGCGGACUGCAAAUUCUUGAGAUGAAAAAGGCAGUGCUGACAUCUUAAGUUCAUUGAUUUCACACUUUGAUUCAUGUAACUCAGCAUUUUAAUGUGCUUGGAUAUAGUAACAAUUACACUACAGUAAUAAAUGGGUCAUUAAAACUUUUUUUAAAGCCCCUUUUCCCCUGAAGAUCGAUAUUCUUGUGUUUACAUAUGAAGAUCAUUUGCACCUUUACAAGGAAAACAAGUAUUCUGUAAACAGAUGUUUACAUGUAUCAUUUAUGCUUUUUUCUAGCAUGAGUAACUUGUAUAAAUAGUGCUAUCUUAAUAAAUUUCUUUUAUGCUGUU
This is a messenger RNA of Columba livia (rock pigeon), 3986 nucleotides long. RefSeq names its product kelch like family member 20 (gene KLHL20). The record is from RefSeq and is a predicted model, not a curated record. Gene Ontology annotation, molecular function: protein binding. The transcript has 13 exons. Bases 446 to 2302 code for a protein of 618 amino acids. NCBI's taxonomy places the organism in Eukaryota, Metazoa, Chordata, Aves, Columbiformes, Columbidae.